Molecule: messenger RNA, 1790 nt
Organism: Lotus japonicus
Lineage: Eukaryota; Viridiplantae; Streptophyta; Magnoliopsida; Fabales; Fabaceae
Exons: 5
Coding region: 184-1404 (406 amino acids)
Source: RefSeq, a predicted model, not a curated record
CUCUCACUCUCACUCUCACUCUCACUCUCUCUCCAUCACACUCACCUUUUCCCUCUCUUGUGUGUGAUGAUGGGACCCUUCACUCUCACACUCUGCUUCUUCAUAUAGCGUAUCAACUGAAUCAUCAUCAUCAUAUCACACUUUUCUUCACUCUUUGAAAUUUCCUCUGUUUUCUCUGCGGCCAUGUCUGAAAACUUGGACGACGGUGAGUUUUGGCUUCCGCCGCAGUUCCUCUCCGACGACGACGCAACUGAGUCGCUGCUCCCCUUUGCUGCGCCGAAUCGCCGCCCACCUUUGCCCUGCUGCUUCAACAAUGGUGGUGGUGAUUCUCUUUUGUUUCCUUCUGAGUUCCCUUAUGGUUCCCCUCUUGAGUCCCCUGGUGGUGGCUCCAGCGAGACUGAGAGCGAUGAGGAGGAGCAGCAGCAGCAGCAACUCGUCGCUGAGAUGACUCGCCGUAUGGCUCGCUCCUCCCUCCACUCCUCUGAUGAUAACAACAACAACAUGGGUCGAUUUGUGUCUGGUGGUUCGCCACAAUCAACACUGUGUGGUGGGUGCCACAAAGGCUCAAGCCAUGGAAGCCCCAAAAGUGUUUGUGAAAUGCCCUCUUCAAGGGCAACAUGGGAUCUGCUGCAUGCGGCUGCAGGGGAAAUGGAGAGGAUGAGGCUCAGCCAACAAGAAUGUCAUCACAGUCACAAUCAGAAUGGACUCUUGGCUCCUCAGAGAAACCCCUCUCCUGUGUCUCUACCCUCCAAGAACACCAACACCACAACCAAUCCUGAUGUGGGGUUUCACACCAACCAGUCCCUUUCUCACCACCAAUUGAAGAUGGUACAAUUUCAGAGGCUGAGGCAGCAACAAAUGGCAAAGCAACAAAAUGCAGGGUGGGGUGUGCAGAAUCAAAACGGUGGUUUUCACCAACUGAGGCAGAGCAACCACAUGGCGACAAAUCGAGGGAGGAACAGUGAUUCCAGUGGGAGAAACACAAGGCCUCUGGGUAUGGCUCCAUCUGCAUGGCCUCCUCUGCAACAGGCCAAGCCACAACAGCCAAAUGGGUCUGGAAUGAGAGCUGUUUUUAUCAGCAACCCUUCUUCCAGAAGAAGGGACUAUGCUGGCACUGGGGUUUUCUUGCCCCGUCGAGCUGAUAAUCCUUCUGAAUCACGAAAGAAGCCAGCGUAUUCUAUAGCGCUGGUUCCAACAAGAGUAGCGCAGGCCCUAAAUCUGAAGCUUGAUGACACGGUUGGAGGCCAGCCGCAACACUUGCAUCGUUUUAAUGUUUGUUCGAACCUGGAAAAUGCUGCUGCUGUUGUUCCCAGGCAGAGGAGUGAUAAUGUCCAUUCUCAACAGAAGAGGCCUCAGCCAUCAAUGAACCAAGAGAUUAUGCUGCCACAGGAAUGGACCUACUGAUAUUAAUUGAUCCUAUGGUUGCUUAGGUGGGGAAUAUUUUAUCUCUUUUUUCUUUUUUGAGAAUGGGCGUUAGGAAAAUAGGUAGGAAUUUGGAUGGAGUUGUAGGGAAAAUAGUUUACAGAAGAAAAUAGGAUUUGUUGGCAAUGAAGCGGUGGGAAAAAUAGAAGAUUUUGUUUUAUGAUUUAGCGGAGGUUUAAAAUAAUGUUUAGUGGCUCUGGGAAAAGUUAGCAAUGUAAGCAGCAGACAGAGCUGCAAUUGCACUGAUAUCAGUUACUUUUGUUCAUUUUGAUAUGGACUUCUAAACUAUAAUAGACAAAAAACGGUGGAUGGGUCAAUUUUCAUGGCUCUUUUUUUUAUUAAGGAAAUAAAAGCAAGUUUUGGAACAA